AUGUCCGCCCCAAACCCCGUCGACGCCCCACCCCACAUCCUACAGCUCCUCUCGGACCUCCACAAGAAGUCCCUCGAGCAGGAGGCCGCCAUCGCCCAAGCCAAGGAGGGCAAGAUCUUCUCCUCAAUGGUGAUGGACGAGUUAUCCGGGGAUGACAAGAACGAUCCGGCCGCCGCGUUCGACAAGCUGAUGCUGGACAAAUUCAUUGCGCUCGAUGAAGACAAGUGCCAGUUCACGUACCAGCUCAUCAACGCGAUGGGCGCUACAAAUGUUGUGGAGGCAGGAACAAGCUUUGGCGUUAGCACCAUUUACCUUGCUCUUGCUGUGGCCAGGACCAAGGCUGCGACGGGGAAAGAGGGCGUUGUUAUUGGGACUGAGAAGGAGGUCAGCAAGGCGGAUUUCGCGAGGGCGUACUGGCGGCAGUGUGGACCUGAUGUUGAGAAUCAGAUUGAGUUGCGUGAGGGGGAUCUGUUGAAGACGUUGAAGGAGGACUUGCCUGAGGUUGAUUUGCUGUUAUUGGAUAUCUGGUCCAAGCUCGCUCUUCCCACGCUGAAGAUCGUUCAGCCUUGCCUGCGGCAUGGCGCCGUGGUACUGGUUGAUAAUACCAUCUCCGGCGCUGAGGGCUAUGCGGAUUUGCUGGCUUACCUUAGAGCGCCUGGAAGUGGGUUCCGCAAUAUGACUUUGCCCUUCACGAAUGGGUUUGAGAUGUGUGUUUACAUGCCGACGCAGCAGUAG
Messenger RNA from Aspergillus mulundensis, 735 nucleotides. Its product is annotated as O-methyltransferase. NCBI's taxonomy places the organism in Eukaryota, Fungi, Ascomycota, Eurotiomycetes, Eurotiales, Aspergillaceae. The record is from RefSeq and is a predicted model, not a curated record. Gene Ontology annotation, molecular function: O-methyltransferase activity. The coding region runs from base 1 to 735 and encodes 244 amino acids. The transcript has 2 exons.